Molecule: messenger RNA, 2756 nt
Organism: Elgaria multicarinata webbii
Lineage: Eukaryota; Metazoa; Chordata; Lepidosauria; Squamata; Anguidae
Gene: IER2
Product: immediate early response 2
Exons: 1
Coding region: 208-966 (252 amino acids)
Source: RefSeq, a predicted model, not a curated record
UUUCAAGGAACAGCGCUUCGGAGAGGCUGAGCUUCUGAAAAAAAAAAAAAAAAAAAAAGAGGAGGAGGAGGAAGAGAAGGGGGGCGCGCGCCACUUUCGCCUUUUGGGGAAGAAAGUGCCCGGGUUUCGAAACCUCCCGGCUCCGGAGAGGCCCGACGAGUCCGCCUGAAGCCUUGCCGCGCGCAAAAGCCAGCCAGCUCCGCCAUCAUGGAAGUGCAGAAAGAAGCGCAGCGUAUUAUGACGAUGUCCGUGUGGAAAAUGUACCACUCGCGGAUGCAACGCGGCGGCCUCCGGCUUCACCGCAGCCUACAGCUGUCCCUCGUUAUGCGGAACGCCCGCGACCUCUACCUCUCCGCCAAGCUGGAGGAAGAGGACGAGAUGAGCGCUGGAAGUGGGGAGGACUUUCCCGGGCGGCAGCCGCAACUGGACGUACAGGAGGAGGCGCCCGCCCCGCAACAUCUGGAGGCGCCCCCGGCAACCCCCUUCCCCCAAGCCCAGCAGGAGGGGCCUCCCCCCAGCCCGCAGUCUGUGGAGGCUCAGCAGGCCUCUGCCAAUCUCGACCCGGAACCCAUGGAGACGCAGGAAGAGCUCAGCGGCGGCGGCAGUAGCAGCAGCUUGCCCACGCAGUCCUUGCUUCAGACUGCGUGGAGCCGGGGCGCCUCUGGGCCUCCGCCGAGCGCCGCCAAGCCUAGCCGCAAGCGCCGCAGCAGCAGCUUAGGCAAGAUCGGCGCCGCCGAAGCCGGCCUGGUGCCCAGCAAGAAAGCGAAGCUGGUGGAAGAGGAAGGCGAACGGCAGCCGCAGCGCCAAGAGGGGCCUUUCCCGAGCUUAGCUCGAGUCCUGCAGGACCGGUUCUCCGGCUUGAUCCUCCAGCCUCCGCCGGCCAAAGGCGCCGACGAGCCCAAAGCGAGCUGCAGGCAAGGCGACGGCGUGCUGAGCAUAAUGGUGAGGGCUGUGGUGGCUUUCUAAAGCGCCCCCGCCAGGGACUCGUAGCUGGAAACUUCUCUCCGGAGAAGCGGAGCCUGCGGAAGCCCCUCUCUCGGUAGAGGAGCUGAACAUCGCCUCCCACCCGGCGCGUCGGCCCCCUCUCCUUGGUGGCGGGGCCUUGGCGGUUAGGAAGACGCACAGCGGGAGGCUGAUGAUGGACUGGGGGGCGGGCGAGCGGGGGGGGGCAGCACGAGUGGGUCCCUCCUCCAUCCUCCCCUCCGGGUUUAGGCGAGAGACGCUCUGGUGGCUUGGGAAGAAGGCGAGACAAAAGGCUGUGGGAGAGACGGUCGCCGAAGGAGGACACCCCAACCCGGGCAGUGAGCCUGGAACGCGGCUGUUGUUCGCCAAAACGAGAGAUUGGACGCACCAGCGAGAACGUCGGUGUUCUUGGACGAGAUAAUAUAACUUUGGGGGUGGGGGGAAGACAUACAAUCUCCUGGGAAAGGGGAUAGACUUGCAACCAGUCAGGCUUUUAAAAUCCGGAUUCGGGUGGAAAGCAACCACUAUCUGUACUGGGUGCACAAUUAUUAUUAUUUUGGUGCUAUUCAAUAACAGUGACGUGUUCAUCCUGCCUUUCCUUAACUCAAGCUGUUGCCACUUCUGGGUUGAUAUUUUUGUUUUAAUUUGCCCUCUCUUUCUGAAUGGGAUUAGAAAGGAUUUAAGGUUUGUUAGGCAGCUGGGGCAGCUCCCCUGAAGGGUUAAAAAGAGUCCUGCAGAGAGCUGUUGAAGAAAAGCAGCUUUUGUCAGUCCCACUCAUUAGAUUGUGUGUGUGUGGGGGGGGGGGAGAUUCUACCCAGCAUUCUUUUCCUCAGGGCCACCCCUUUUUUCUUACCUAGUAAUUAAGGAUGAUGAAGUGGCCUUCUCUUUGUGCCAGAGAAGAUCUGAAAACCAGAUUAGUCUUGCCAAUGUGUGUAUGGUGAGAGCAGGAACAGAAGGAAGGGAGGAAAAACCGGACCAGUCAUACUAGUUAUGACACAUCUCUCAUAUGACUAGCAUUUGCAUUACACUGGGUCCAGGAGUGCAGGGGAUUUCCUGCUCAUGUUGCCUUAGCUGUGUGUGUGUGUAUGUGUGGUUUUUUUUAGGUGUGGGUGGAGUCCUGAAUGACUGGAAGGUGGGGGAGAGGAAGAUGAGUGGUUUUUUUCUUUAAGAUAUUCACCUUAAAGGCUUGCUGGUGGUUUUCCUAGAUGACUGAAGCUGUUGAUACACAUUGCACAGUGAUGAGGCAUAAUGUGGAUGUAAAAACAGAACACGUCUUUUUCCUCUUUCUAUUCCACAUUCAGCUUGGAUACUUUUUUUCACCCAACUAAGGGGAAUGUGAGCAAUGAAACCUGUAUUCUAAUUCUUUAAAUUGGUAUGUGUUCUGCAAUGUCUUGUUUCUAAAAACAGUAAAUGGAGUCAUUUUAUGGGAUUCCUUAACACCAUUUUUGCCUUUUGUUCAUGAAGUGUUUCUUCUGCUUGGUCUCAAAUGUGUGAAACAGUUCUUAUCCUGGAUUUACCUGGUGUGUCAUCUCAGUGCUUCUAAAGUGUGUGUUUGAUACAACUUCUAGCUUUAGGAUUGGAAACAAUGGGAAUAUGUUCCUAAAAUUCUAGCUUUUAAAACUGGCAAUAGAUUGGUCACUGUCACGGUACUUUGUAAUGCUAACUGUAUGUAAUUUGCAUUUAUCUUCGGUUGCCUUGAAGAGGGCAAAAAUACAGGCUUGUUUGUUUCUGUUUCUUACCCUCAUGGUGUUAAUAUUUUUGGUCAGUGAAAUAAAGACCAUCUGAUUUUUUUA